This is a messenger RNA of Tuber melanosporum (Perigord truffle), 2523 nucleotides long. RefSeq lists its product as uncharacterized. The transcript has 4 exons. Bases 1 to 2523 code for a protein of 840 amino acids. Gene Ontology annotation, biological process: P-body assembly; deadenylation-independent decapping of nuclear-transcribed mRNA. Gene Ontology annotation, molecular function: mRNA binding. Lineage: Eukaryota; Fungi; Ascomycota; Pezizomycetes; Pezizales; Tuberaceae. The record is from RefSeq and is a predicted model, not a curated record. Gene Ontology annotation, cellular component: P-body.
AUGACAUCCCAAUUUAUUGGUCUUCAGGUUCUCUUGAGUCUCAACGACCCUGCUCGUACUCGAGUCCGUGGACUCGUUGCCGACGUCAAUGGACCUGAACUGACACUUCGCGACGUGCUUUUUGUGGAUACUGGCUAUAGGACUCCUGGCUAUACAGUUAACGGCUUAGAUAUCGAGGACAUUGAUAUCAUCCCCUCCGAGACCAAUGGCUCUACCCCUCCUAUCCCUCCCCAACCGCCUCACCCACCUCACUUCCAGGCCCCUCCUGCUCUAUCCACUAUCCAACCUCCACCACCUCCGGCACAGGUUCAAGCGUACUCCCAACCCCUCUCCCAACUAUCAAGCAAUCAGUUUUCCCGACCAGCGACAGCCGUGCAUUCUCCACAGAUACCAGCUACCUCGGGUCAGUUUAUUGAUCCGGCCAUUAUAUCAAUAUCGCAGAAGCCAGAGGCCAACACUAUACCAACCGCUCAGGCCUCUGUGCCAAAUGUUAAACACAAGCCGAAGAAACCGAGUUACUCUACCCCACCAAGAAUGGGGACUGCUGGCUCGUCCAUUCUCUCAGCUGCCGCCGCUAUAAGACCCCCGAACCCACCACCAUUAAAGCGCAACGGCUCGUCGCAAGGGGUCCCCGUAGCUCCUAUCAACACCCUUACGGCCCCAACAAGCUCGGCGCCUUAUCCUCUUUCAGCUAGCGCUGCUCCAGAUCCCUCAAGACCCAUUGGACUCGGCCAUUCCCUACCAGUACGGGGUCCUGUUUCGGCAUCUGUGCUCCAAAUGCCUUUUGGUGAUCUCUCCCUUCGAGAGGACGUCGCUGCUGAAUCAAGUGCUUUCGAUGAAACCGACGAUGCUGCUAGCAAUGUAGCGAUGCCACCCACUCCUUAUACUCGGCCGCCUUUUCCUAGAAGACGCUCUCGUCGUAGAAAAGCUCAAACAAGGAACAAUCAGCAACGCCCACUCCUCGAAUCAACUACCCAGGAGGACCUCACCCAGAAGGACACCGUGUCACAUGGGAUUUUGGGGGGUCCAAUACCCCAAGCAACUAGUUCUGGCGGUACUGGUUUGCUUCAGCCAGGUGCUAUAAAUUCUGACAAGAGAAGGCGGCAAAGACGGAGAGAUCGGCGGAAUGAUGGCAAUUCAAAUGCAGAAGAGGAAGGUUGGGCCACAGAAGAUGUCAAUGACUACAAAGCUAGGGAAUUUGAUUUUCAGGGGAACUUGGACCGAUUUGAUAAAGAGGGUUUAUUCAACCAGAUGAAGGCUGAAGACACGACAGCGGACGAGGCACGUCUGGUAUCCUUCAACAGGCUUCCACAACGCGGCUCCAAUAGCAAGGCAUCAGGUGUCCCUCGAAAGAAUUACCAUCACCACGAGAAUGUCCUUGGCACCUACGCAAACGGGCAGCCGUUGAAUGAUCGGGAUGGCUGGCCGAACGAAUUUAUCACAGAAGAGUCAUCUGAGGACUCCGAGGAUGAGCUCGGCCGAGGUCGUGGAGAUGGCGCGGCUGCAGAUAGUGGAAGAAGUAGCAGAAGGGGCAUGUCUCGUCGAUCACAGAGUGGUCGUCGCCGAGGCGCAAGACAAAUGAGCACAAGUAAUCCAUCGAUGAGAUCCCUAGAGAAUAUUCAUCAUCAGCCAUCAAAUGGUGGAGGCCUUGGACAAACUCCAACUAACAAGCCCGGAAAACCAACGUUACGGCUAGCGCCCAGUGGCAAACUUUGCCCCAUCGUCAGCCCACUGCAAAUGUUAGAUGUGGAGAGAAUUGCGGAGGUCGAGCUUUGCCUCACAGACGAUAUGAUGACAGAAAAUGCUGGUCGGGCUAUUGCGCAGGUAGUCAUUCAGGCCUUUGGAAAACGGAUAUCUGCAUCAAACCAUAAUGCCCUCCCGGUAGUCCUUGUCUUUGCCGGAAAUCAUAAAAGCGGGGCACGUGCGAUAGCUGCGGGAAGGCACUUGAAGAAUCAUCAUGUUCGGGUGAUGGCUUGUGUUCUAGGUUUGGAACGUGAAGAUGGGUUGCUAGAGCAUGUCAGGAGGCAGCUCAAUGUUUUCAGAAACGCUGGCGGCAGGGUAGCACGGUGGGAAGAGCUUGCGAACAAUUUGAAAACCCUCGAUUCACCGCCGGAGCUGAUAGUUGAUGGCUUGCUGGGCAUUCAUCUUAACUUUGAAGAUCUACGAACAGAUCAGCAGGCUACUGCAUUUGAGUUGGUGCAGUUUGCAAAUAAGAGCAAAGCAAGCGUAUUAGCAGUUGAUAUACCCAGUGGUGUGGACGGGAGCACCGGCGAAGUUGCACAGCUUGAAGGUACAGGUCGCCUACAUAUGAGAGCAAAAUGGGUGGUCUGUAUGGGCGCACCAAAAUCUGGUCUGCUCAAUGCGCUCGUUUCUGGUGUAGGUGCUAGCUGGAACCUUUAUGUUGCUGAUAUCGGCAUUUCCAAUACUGCCUGGAGGAAGUAUGGAACUCGUCGGCGACACGGCGUCGAAUUCGCUGCCGAAUGGGUCGUCGAAUUGGAGUAUCACGGCGCACCUUCCGCUUAG